AAAGAAAAACUCAAACAGAUGAGACAAUCUCGCAUUCAAAAGCAAAUAUUAUUGCGAUAUGAAUUUUAUGAUUGUGAAAAGCUCACACAUUUCCCAAAAAUAGAGGCAUUUUCAUUUAAGUGCAAAAUGAACUGGAAUAUUUAUCAGUAUCAAAGUGCCAGGAAGAUAUUCUAUCAGUUUCCCUGAUCAUUAUGAGUUAUUAAAUACUCAAGUAUUCUUUAUUUGUUAACCUAAAAGAGUAAAUUUUAAAUUAGACUCACAUUUCAUAGAUUGGAAUGCUUUUAUCAGUAGGUCACAGAAUCCUGUUUAAAGCGUCAGAAUCGACGUAUCUAACUGCUUUUCUGCUUUGAUUCAUUCUAUAUUUGAAAAAUAUUCCAAAGAUUCACUUGAAAACUAAACAGGACGCUUAUGAAAAUCAUACUGCAACAUUUUCUUAAAAGAUGGCCUUUUACAAUAUCGUACGAAAGAAUAAUUAUUUUUAAAGCAAACUGAACAAUAUUAGUAAAAUCCAAGAGAUAUAUAUUAUUCAUAUGAUCAUAGGAUUCUCAGAAGAUUUCCUUUAGGUUUAGAUCAGAAUUAUUUUCUUCUCCGAUGUGAAAUAAUGGCAAUUAUCAAGCUAUAUCUGUGAGUAUUUAUUAAAAGUAUAUUUUUUUAAAAAUAAUUUCAUCUUGAAGACAAAUUUUUGCCUGUAGGGUAUCUUUUCGUCAUAAAAUGUUUUCAAAAUAAACCUUAUUUUCUUCUAAAUGUUUGAGUAGAUAUCAUAUUUUUCUAUAUUUUCUAGAAGAUUUUUAUUAAUUUAAUAUAGAGACAAAAGCAAAAAAACAUAUUGCUGCCUGUUCAUAAAGAAUCACUGUCUUGUUGAAAUGUUUUGAACAUAACCAUGAAACUAAAGCAACGACUAGUUAUUGCAACUGUUGGUCUGACAACAUUCAUGUUGAUAAUGUUGCUUACAUUAUCUGUAUUCUAUUAUUCCGAAUUAGAACCAAAUGAUGCUAGUGAAAGUAAUAUGUUGGAGAAUGAGAGAUUAUUCUUUAAGCGAACUAUUUCCCAAGAUUUUCCAAAGAGGCGAUCUUUGAAGAAAGAAAAUAGAGAAAAGAAAGAACAAAGUACAAAUGGGAUUAUUAACGAGACCACUGAUGACAGUAACCAUGCAGGAGAAGUGGUUCUUAGUGAUAAAGAAUAUGAAUAUUUAAUUGAGAAAAAUAAGAUAUUGCCAAGAACGCUGGCAGAAAAUCCUUUUGUUAAAACAACUGACCGUCCACAAGCUGAAACGUUCUCUAAAGCGAGAUAUAAGCAAGAAUGUUUGACGAAGAAAGAAUUUCGCGAUCCUGAUGACAAAAGGGAAGAGUUUCGUGAUCUGCUACAGUUGCUGAAAGAUGAAGAAUUUGCAGAGAAACUUCAAAAGACUCUUGCUGGACAAACUCGCAUCACAUUGCAGGAAGUUCAUAAUAUAGAAUUAGUGCAAAAUUUAUCUCGGAUGGAACAAUUCCAUUUAAGAAUCAGUGAUUUAGAUCUCUAUUCAGAAGAUGACGCAAAUGUUGAUGAGUUACUAAAAGAUAUGGCCACAAUGCCGAUUGUCCAUGUAGAAGAGAAAGUAGGAGGGACUCAAUUGAAAUUGCUGAUAACCUUCCAAGACGGAAAUCAAGCGAUGUUUAAACCAAUGAGAUUUGAUCGUCAGAAGGAGACAGAACCUAAUCACUUCUAUUUUGUUGAUUAUGAAAGGCACGUCAGUGAAAUCGCAGCUUUCCAUUUAGACAGGAUUCUUGGCUUCCGACGAUGUCCUCCAGUAGUUGGAAGAAAACUCAACAUUACGACUGAAAUAUAUGCUGUAGCUGAUGAUGAAUUGCUCAAGACAUUUUUCAUCUCGCCUGCACAGAAUAUAUGCUUCCAUGGUCACUGCAGCUACUACUGUGACACCAGUCAUGCUAUUUGCGGGAAGCCAGACGCCAUCGAAGGCAGUUUGGCUGCCUUUCUGCCACCCGAUUCUCUGAGUGGCAGGAAAUCGUGGAAGAAUCCGUGGAAAAGGACGUACCACAAGCGACGAAAAGCAGAAUGGGAACUCAACAAUGAUUAUUGCCAGACAGUUCGGCAACAUCCCUUGUACGACAACACUAAACGCUUGGCAGAUCUCAUUGACACUUCCAUAUUGGAUUUUAUGAUCGGUAAUAUGGAUCGACAUCACUAUGAAACCUUUAAAAUUUUUGGAAAUGACAGCUUUAUUUUGCAUCUAGACCAUGGAAGAGGGUUUGGUAAAGCAAAACAUGACGAAUUAUCUAUUUUGGCCCCAUUAAUCCAAUGCUGCUUCAUACAUAUCACGACCUUCUAUCGCCUUCUGCAACUUCAACUGAAUCCAAUGAAAUUAUCAAAUCUGAUGCGCUGUUCUCUGUACAGAGAUCCACUCAACCCGAUAUUACUCGAUCCUCAUCUAGAUGCUUUGGAUAGGAGGCUAGAGACAGUCCUCGGAGUUCUCAGAGACUGUUUUAGCAAUCACGAAGCAAGUGAAGUGUUCUAUUAUGAAGAAUAUUCAGAGGAAGAAAAAGAUGCUUACAGUGAAUUGAACUCUUUAUGAACUAUGAUUCUCGUUAAGUGAAAACGAUGAACAAUCGAACAGAAGACGAACAAUAUAAAAAGAGCAAUGGCAUAUUCUUGUAUUUAAAGAUAUCACUUUUUUUAUAGUUUUCUUGCACUUCUAUACAAAUUAAUUAACUUAAAAUGUUAAAUGAUCGCAUUCCAAAAAAUAUUAAAGAGUUUGUUAAAUUUUAUAAAAAAUAAUAUAUAAUUUAUUACAUAUGUUUCAUAAGUUUAUACGAAACAAAAAUCGUUUGCAAUAAUUUCUAUUUGACAAAAAUGCAUGGAAAUCGUUUGCAAGAAUAUAUUUAUCAAAAUCGAUUAAAGUAAAGAAAUGAAUAAUCAUAUAAUUGACGCAAUAUAAUUUUGCAUAAUGUAUGUGUAAAGUUUUAAAAUUAAUACUUAUAUGCCAAGCUGAAUAUAAUGAAUUUAGAAGUUGCAUUAUUUCGUAUAUAGUUGUGAAGAAUAAAUUUUAUGAAAUAAAAAAAGAUAACGUUUGUCACAAAAUGUAUUUAGACUGUCACCAUAUGAUUAAAGUAAAAUGGAGUUACAGUAAAUAUUUGAAGAGAAAAAAAAUCGUUUGCUCUAAAUUAGAAAUGAAACUAAUUUACAAAACUUCACAAUCGUAUAGUAAAUGUUGCAAAAUGUCCAAUUGUAUUUUUUUAAAAAUAGAAUGGCACAUUUCAAUUGUAAAAAUGAAUUGAAUCUAAUAAUACUCGUAUGUUUUGCUUAUUUUCCAUGUUGGGAAUUUAUAAUAAAAA
Molecule: messenger RNA, 3329 nt
Organism: Argiope bruennichi
Lineage: Eukaryota; Metazoa; Arthropoda; Arachnida; Araneae; Araneidae
Product: extracellular serine/threonine protein CG31145-like
Exons: 10
Coding region: 881-2569 (562 amino acids)
Biological process (GO): protein phosphorylation
Cellular component (GO): Golgi apparatus
Molecular function (GO): protein serine/threonine kinase activity
Source: RefSeq, a predicted model, not a curated record